AUGAGGCGUGUAAAGUCAGGAUCCUAUUGGCUAACGGCUUCUGCAGCUCCGAUGACAGUGAGGAAGUGUUCGUCGCUUUAAAGGGACGGUGACCAACUUCAAAGCACACAGAGCGUUUCUGCGCCUUCUUUGUAAAUGCUGUUGGUGAGUAAAGCUGCGUGAAUUUGUCCCGGCAGGACACCCGGGAGAUGAAAGCUGCCCUGCGCUUUGCAGCAGUGGCAGUCCCGAUGGGUGUCCUGCUGUCCCGCACCAUGGCGUGGAUGUCCAGCGGAAAAACGCACCCAGAGCUCGUCACUAGACUGAGAGAUCAUGGAGUAAUCCGGAGCGGCAGAGUGUUUGACGCCAUGCUGGCCACUGACAGAGGACUUUACUCCAGAGACUAUCCUUAUGCAGACUCUCCACAAACAAUAGGCUUCAGGGCAACCAUCAGCGCUCCACACAUGCAUGCUCAUGCUUUGGAGCUGCUGAGCGACAAGCUAGUAGAAGGAGCGUCGGCGCUGGAUGUGGGCUCGGGAAGUGGAUAUUUAACCGCCUGCUUUGCAAGAAUGACGGGACCCACUGGCAGAAUUGUUGGCAUCGAACACAUUGAAGAACUCGUUCAGAAGUCGAUAAAAAAUGUGCAAAGUGACGACCCAGAACUGCUGUCGUCUGGACGCAUUAGACUUGUUGUUGGGGAUGGAAGACUUGGUUAUCCAGAUGGAGCGCCGUACGACGCCAUCCAUGUUGGUGCAGCUGCAUCGACGGUUCCCAAAGCUCUGUUGGAGCAGCUGAAGCCAGGCGGGCGUCUGGUUCUUCCAGUCGGACCGGAAGGUGGCAGUCAGGUGCUGGAGCAGUACGACCGACAAAGUGACGGGACCUUCCUGAAGAGGGCGCUGAUGGGCGUGGUUUACGUCCCGCUAACCGACAAGAGGCGUCAGUGGCCGGGGUGAGAAAACGGCUCAAACCUCUCCAUAAACAAGAGACGAACUCUGACUGCAGUGCUGCUGAUCCGCCAGCAGGUGGCGGUGGUGCUGCAUCUCUGGGGAACCAUAACAGUUCCUGUUAUUUACCUUCUGCUCCAGCGGCACCGCAGCGGGGGGAGGG
Poecilia reticulata (guppy) is the source of this 1083-nucleotide messenger RNA. The record is from RefSeq and is a predicted model, not a curated record. NCBI's taxonomy places the organism in Eukaryota, Metazoa, Chordata, Actinopteri, Cyprinodontiformes, Poeciliidae.